Thunnus maccoyii (southern bluefin tuna) is the source of this 2287-nucleotide messenger RNA. RefSeq names its product coiled-coil domain containing 24 (gene ccdc24). The record is from RefSeq and is a predicted model, not a curated record. The transcript has 9 exons. Bases 72 to 1907 code for a protein of 611 amino acids. Lineage: Eukaryota; Metazoa; Chordata; Actinopteri; Scombriformes; Scombridae.
CCCCAUAGCAACUGGAAUGUUUGCCCUGGAUACCACAGCCGUGCCAGAUACAAGUUGAGACUCCCGCACAUAUGCAGUCUACCGAUAGAAACCAGCUUUGGUCCCCUGGUCAGUCUCUGUGGAGCCUGAUUGCUGAGCAUGCUCCUGGGUCAGAGCUGCCAAAGAUCCAUGCAGCACUUGGCCACUCCCUGGUUGACAUGUACACAGAGGUGCAUGCUGAGGCAGUGAUGUGGUACAAGAUGUGGCAGGGGAGCCAGCAAGGUGGAAACUAUAGCAGCAGCAGGGCAGGGACUCCCCUCCCUCUGGCUGACCCACCUGUAGUCAAAGAGCUGGUGAGGGCCGAGGUCCGGAUGUUACUACAAAAUCUCAAAGAGAGAGCCAUCAGGGAAGGAAGAGAUGAUGAGGAGUUCUUGUUUCGGUACAAACCCGAGACUGUAAACUACGCCCUGGGUCACCUUGACAGCUGUACUGACCUUGGAGACAAUGAUAAUGAAAGCAGACCCAGCUCUAACUGUUCAGUCCAGUCCAAUGCUGAAGAUGAGAUUGACACAGUGAAAGACAAACUGAAUGUCGCUGACAUAGACAAAGUGGUGGACCACCUCAAGUCUGUGCUAACAGAGGAAUGUAAAGCGUUGAAGAAACAAGUAAAACAUUUACAGGGAAAUAUUAGACAAAAGUGUGAAUUGGAUAAAACAGAACCUACACUUGCAGAGUUGAGAGAGCUUAGAGGAGCUAUACAAACAGACUUAGAGCUGUACCCCUCUUCUUUCGCCUCGUCAUACUUGACUUCCUCCCCUCUCCCUGUGAAAGCAUUGAAAAACAGAUUCAGACUGUCAGCAGGACAAAGGGCUUGUGAUAAGACUUUGCAAGCUUUAACCACUACAUCAGUCUUAAGACCACAUCCACCUCCUGCUCUGCGCCAUGUGAACCCCAUUCCACCAGUUGGACCUCCUCUCAUUCAGAACUCAAUUAAUACUUCUUCGCUGUCUAGAACUCAUGGUCAGCAUAGAAGCACAUCAGCCUCCGCUGGAUCAAGUAAAACACAAACAACUAUCUCCAACAGGAUCGUCACUUCUGGGCACAGGAAUGCUUAUCUUACCACGUGUGGCACUGACAAGAAAAUGGUUAAACAUUUAGACCACUGCAAUCCAGAGCGAGAUAGUGCUGGUCUCCAUCGCAGGACCCCAACUUCUAGUUCUAGUUUUCAAAUAAAAACUCAAAGAAAUUCACCCGUCCAAGCAGCCCAUCUAUCAUCUCAUCGUGCUAUCCACAGCCCGGGCAGGGAGUGUGAUUUAUCACCACAGACGGCGAGAAACAGCAGCCUUGCCCCGAGUUCAAGAAACAUCAAUAUUAUCCCUUCAGCUGUUCCUGCUCUCAGCCCUCUCUGUGAUGCAGGCAGUUACAGCAGCAAUAGUGCUGACCAUUCUGUGUCAACAACAGGAAAAUCAACGACACAAAAUGGGCCACAGAAUAGCACCCGUGGAGGUAGUUCAGUGUCAACAACAGUGCAGACACAUAAUGACAGGAAAAGUACUACUGAGAGUUUUCAUUCUUAUGUUACACAGAAACAUUCAGUCUUGUCUGAAACUGGGCGCCCUCCUGCACAAAAUUGCACCAUGAAGAGAAACAAUGGAAUUUACAGAAAUAAAAAUGGUCAUCUUAGGGAGGAUGUCAGCCACCAGCAGAGGCUAAGUAGCCACUGCUUGACAAACCGCUCCUCAUGUCAUCCAGAAAGUAGUGGUACCCAUCCAAAGCCUAUACAAAUAAAUGGACAAUUCUCCACUUCCCCAAAAAGACCACUUGAGGGCACCACAAGUCAGCCAAAAAGAGUCCAAGAAGCACAGAAAGAGCAGGAGUUUCUCAACAGGUUUUUUCAGCCAGUUCCUCCUGCAAGAGUGCCAACUUGAAGUCAGCCACUGACCAGACAGCUGGGGUUAAAUAAAGGAGAUAACUGGGAGGGCUGUGGUGGGGAAAAAAAGGAAGGGACAUUUAUAGACAUUUCUAAUAAAGAUUUUUACCGCUUUCUACGUUGUGAUGAGGAAUCAUAGAAGCUUGAUUAUAUUUGGGAGCAUGAUGAAUUGACAGUUGCAUAAAUUCAGAGUAUAUGGACAAAAAUAGAUGGAAUAAUUUACAGCUUUCUAGUCCUUUCCUGUCCAUAAAGCGUGAAUUAAAAUUAACUUGAACUCUCAGUUAUCUACAGACAAGGACAGUGACCUAUGUUAAGUAAUUUUGCAGUGUCUAAAUAUUUGAUUGAAAUAAAUGUGUCGUUAAAAAUGACAAAUAACUA